AUGCCUCUGGUCUCUGCAUUUCUAUCCGAAGUUAAGACUCAAAUAUCGACGUUUAUCCCCUUCGGACCAGCCCUAUGCUACAUAUUGUUGAGCUCCGUCAUCCUACUACCUCUAACCUUGGUUCUCGCAUCUCCAACGCGCACAUCCCCCCUCAACCAUUUCCCAGGUCCUCCAGGCUGGCCCCUCGUCGGUAAUUUUUUGUCAAUAUAUUGCCAACGCACCGAAAAGGUCUACCUCCAGUGGGCGGCACAGUAUGGCGACGUAUUCAGAAUCCAUCUCGGCUACACGCCAGCACUGGUAAUCAACUCAGCCGAGGCCGCGAAGCAGAUUCUACACCGCAACUCCCAAGCCGUGGCAUCACGGCCGUCAUUUUACACGUUCCACACUAUUGUAUCGAAAAAUCUCGGGACAACCAUCGGCGCCUCGAAAUUCAACACCAGUCUCAAGCGUACUCGCAAAGAGAUAGCUUCCGAGGGAAGCAAGCCAGCCGUCAGAACGCACCUGGCGGACAUCGACCUCGAGACGCGCCACCUACUGCGGGACCUGAUGAAUCGCUGCGACGACGGCCAAACACCAGUGGACAUGUACAUGCCCGUCUCGCGGCUGGGCCUCAGUCUCAUGAUGACGAUAUGCUACGGUCGGCGAAUGUUCCUCGAGGACCCUCUCACGACGGAAAUCAUAACUGUGGAAGACCAGCUCCUGGGCCUGCGGAGCCCUUCGGGAAAUUACCUCGACUAUUUGCCUCUGCUGCGCCUGUUUCCAUUUACACCGUUGGCGCGAAAGGCCGCGCGGUUGAGAGACCGCCGAGACGCGUACGUGCUUGGAUUCAAGGACGAGGUGGAGGGUAAAAUCGAAAACGGCACGUAUAGCCCUUGUCUGUAUACGAAGAAUUAUUUUAGCAAAAACCCGCUUAGUUCGAGUCAAGUGUCGAUGAUUCUGGUUACUUUGGUGUCGUCGGGCCUUGCGACGGCCACGAAUACAGUACGAUGGUGUAUGAUUCUGCUUGCGGCUCGGCCAGAGCUACAGGAGAGGGCUUAUAGUGCCAUUCGCCGGGUUUAUCCAACGGACAGCGAGGCGUUUGAUGCUGUAAUGAAGGAUGAAGAAGAAGUUGUCUACAUCUCUGCGCUUGUCAAGGAGACACUGCGUCUGUAUUCUCCUGCCCGCGUCUCCCUCCCCCGUGCUAGCAUCCAGGAAUUUACGUAUAAAGGAAAACUCGUGCCACCCCACGUCAUGAUUAUUCACAACGCGUGGGGUUGUAAUAUGGGUAUGCUCCCGCCUUGA
Messenger RNA from Metarhizium robertsii ARSEF 23, 1281 nucleotides. Its product is annotated as Cytochrome P450. Gene Ontology annotation, molecular function: iron ion binding; oxidoreductase activity, acting on paired donors, with incorporation or reduction of molecular oxygen; heme binding. Bases 1 to 1281 code for a protein of 426 amino acids. Lineage: Eukaryota; Fungi; Ascomycota; Sordariomycetes; Hypocreales; Clavicipitaceae. The transcript is spliced from 3 exons. The record is from RefSeq and is a predicted model, not a curated record.